Medicago truncatula (barrel medic) is the source of this 945-nucleotide messenger RNA. RefSeq lists its product as uncharacterized. Bases 1 to 945 code for a protein of 314 amino acids. Gene Ontology annotation, molecular function: nucleic acid binding; RNA-DNA hybrid ribonuclease activity. NCBI's taxonomy places the organism in Eukaryota, Viridiplantae, Streptophyta, Magnoliopsida, Fabales, Fabaceae. The transcript has a single exon. The record is from RefSeq and is a predicted model, not a curated record.
AUGCCCACUGAUGAGAACCUCCGUGCUAGAGGUUGUGCUAUUGUUUCUAUUUGCAAUUUAUCUAUGCUAACUGAUGAAACUUCUGUGCAUUUGUUCCUCCUUUGUCCCUUUGCGGUUGAGCUUUGGUCUUGGAUUGGGGGUAAGUUAAAUUGUGUGAUUGAUCUCACUACUGUGGCUGCCCUCUCGGAUUGUGUUCCGGUUAGGUGCUCCACGCAGGUCGCUGACAUCUUUGUGGCGGCAAUCGUUCAUACUUUACAUAUUAUUUGGUUGUCGCGAAAUUCUCUACGCUUCUCAUCGAAUGUUGUAUCUAUUCAUGCUGCCAAGGUUAGAUUACAGGCUGCCGUGUCUCUAAGCGGUAACCUGUCUGCUGGUCAAUGUUUAUUAUUGGAUGCUCCAAUUCUUGAUGCUUUCGCUGUUUCUCCUCAUCAUCGACGCGUCAUGGACAUCAUUACAGUUUCUUGGAAAGCUCCCUCUCCUCCGUGGAAGAAGGUGAAUACGGAUGGCUCGGUUGUUAAUAAUCGGGCUGCUUGUGGUGGUAUCUUCCGUGAUCAUUUAGGUACUUUCCUCGGUGCAUUUUCUUGUAAUCUGGGUCAUGCCUCAGUUUUUUCUUCCGAGGUUCAGGGGAUCAUCUUUGCCCUGGAAUUUGCGGCUCUCCAUGGUUGGACCAAUCUCUGGUUGGAAUGCGAUUCUACAAGUGCCAUUGUGGUCUUCAAGUCUCCCUCGUUGGUUCCUAUUAUGCUUCGCAAUCGUUGGCACAAUGCUCUUCGCCUAGGAGUUUGGGUUAUUUCAUCCCACAUAUAUCGUGAAGGUAGUGUUUGUGCUGACAGGUUAGCAAACCUUGGUCAUUCCAUCACCAGUGCGGUUUGGCAUUCUACUCUACCACCGGAUUUAGGCUUUGAUUAUUUUCGUGAUAGAUGUGGACUUCCUAAUUACAGAUUUCCUUAG